This is a messenger RNA of Neltuma alba, 936 nucleotides long. Its product is annotated as salicylate carboxymethyltransferase-like. Bases 1 to 936 code for a protein of 311 amino acids. Lineage: Eukaryota; Viridiplantae; Streptophyta; Magnoliopsida; Fabales; Fabaceae. The record is from RefSeq and is a predicted model, not a curated record. Gene Ontology annotation, molecular function: methyltransferase activity. The transcript has 3 exons.
AUGCUCCCGCAAAGCCUAGCGAUUGCAGAUUUGGGUUGCUCUUCUGGUCCCAACACUUUCUUUAUGGUUUCUGAAGUUACCAGAACAGUGAAGAAGCUUUGCCGAGACCUAAACCAGCAGUCUCUGGAAUGCCAAGUCUUCUUGAACGAUCUCCCGGGGAGUGGCUUCAACAACAUCUUCCGGUCUCUUGGCAGCUUCAAGGACAAACUCAGUCGUGAAAUGGUUUCUGGGGUUGGUCCUUGCUUCUUAUCGGGAAUCCCUGGUUCCUUCUACGGCAGGCUUUUUCCUUCGAAAAGUCUCCAUUUUGUCCAUUCCUCUUGUAGCCUUAUGUGGCUAUCUCAGGUUCCCGAGGGAAUGGAGAACAAUAAGGGCAACAUCUAUAUGGCAAGCACGAGCCCCUCGAAUGUGUUGAAGGCUUGUUACCAGCAAUUUCAGAGAGACCUCCCGUUGUUUCUUCAGUGUCGUGCGAAGGAAGUGGUGGAAGGGGGUUGUAUGGUGCUCACGUUCUUAGGCAGAAGAAGUGACGAUCCCUUUAGCAACGAAUGCUGUCUAAUCUGGGAGCUUAUGGCCACAGCUCUCAAUGGCUCGGCCUCCACGGGAAUUAUAAAACAAGAGGAAGUGGACUCGUUCAAUAUACCUCAAUACACACCAUCCCCGUCUGAAGUGGAACAAGAGAUCGUGAAAGAAGGGUCAUUCAAAACCCAUCGUGUGGAGGUAUCUGCAGUGAACUGGAAUGCGUACGAUGACCGGAACAUAAUAGGCAGUGAAUUUAGUGAAUCGGAAGUAUUAAGUGAUGGUGGAUAUAACGUGGCAAAGUGUAUGAGGGCUGUGGCCGAGCCCUUACUGAUCAGCCACUUCGGAGAUGGUAUCAUCGAAGAAAGUUUUCAAGAGGUACCAAGAGAUCUUAACAGAUCGUAUGUCCAAAGAGAAAACUGA